Messenger RNA from Saccostrea cuccullata (small rock oyster), 905 nucleotides. RefSeq names its product ketohexokinase-like. The transcript has 6 exons. Lineage: Eukaryota; Metazoa; Mollusca; Bivalvia; Ostreida; Ostreidae. The annotation marks the transcript as partial. The record is from RefSeq and is a predicted model, not a curated record.
UGUAAUAUUCCAUAUAUCUAGUGGGAGUCGACCCUAAAAAAAAUGACAGCCCUGGAUGGAGAACUGCAUGCUGAUUUGGGCAGUCUGAUUGAAUGAGACAAGGAUAACACAAGAAAGCUUCCGAUUGCUGUUAUCAAACAUUUUCUACUUUCGCUUUGUUGACAACGUGUGAACUUGGUGGUCUGAGAAAUAGCACAUGUGUCAUUACUAAGACCAUUUAUUUUUGAGUAGAUAUUUGGAUAUAGUUUGAUAUGUCUGGACCCCGUGUGAUGUGUGUGGGACUUGCUUGUGUUGACAUUAUAAGUGUGUGCAAAAAUUAUCCCGAGGAAGACAGUGAUCAAAGAGUGUUGGAUUUCUAUUGGCAGAAGGGAGGAAAUGCUUCUAACACGAGCUCUGUUCUAUCACUACUGGGAGCCCAGUCGGAGUAUAUGGGAAGCUUUGCUAAUGAUAAUGAAAUGAGGUUUUUGAAGGAGGACUUUGACAGUUUUGGGGUGUCCACCUCUCACUGUGUUACAUACAAUACAGGCUACAUCACUCCUACCUCUGUUAUAAUUGUCAACUCACAAAACGGAUCCAGGACCAUACUACAUGCCAGCAAGAAUUUGCCUGAAAUUACUUUAGACGACUUCAAAGCUGUUAAUCUGAAAAAUUACAAAUGGAUACAUUUUGAGGGAAGACCAAGUUUCAAUACCCCAGCCUAUGAAAUAGUCUGUAUGUUAGCUCAAAUUGAUGAGUACAACCUCUCAGUGCCAGAAUCCGAGCAGGUCCAGACUUCAGUGGAAAUAGAGAAACCUGCCAGACCAGAACUGGACCAGCUCCUGGACAAAGCUAAGUAUGUGUUUGUCAGUAAGGAUUACAGUCAGAAUCAAGGACUAAGGAGUAAAGAGGAGGCUGUCAGAGGAUUC